AUGGCGUCGGUGGAAACGAACUUCUCUGCCGCUCUGGCUACAUGGAAAGACAUUAAUUUGACUGAGCUGCAGAAGACAUUGGAUACGCAGGGGAUUGAACUGGUAGAUAAUCAGAAGGAAAGUGUUGUUGGACGCAAGGCUCUGGCGGAGAAGACAAAAGACUUUAAGAAGAUUCCAGACGACGAGAAAUUGAAUGCUUUUAAGGGCCUUCUCAAAGCAUACCAAACGGAAAUCGACAGCCUGACCAAAAGGUCCAAAACCUCUGACAAUGCCUUCCUCCAUGUGUACAAACUCCUGGCCGAGGCUCCUGACCCUUAUCCGCUGCUUGAAGCCGCGGUUGACCAAGCUGUCAAAGUCACGGAGGCCAUAGAAAAUGAAGCAGAGAUGCAACGGCUAAAGGAGGAAAACACUGAGCUCAAAAAACGCAUAAACGACUUUUCAGCGGUGGAAAACGCGAAGAAGAAGCUGGAGGUCAAGGUUGAACAGAUGGAGCAGAAGAUGGACGCCCUUAUACAAGAGAAGGUCUCGCAGAAGGCGAAUGAACUCACGGCUACAUAUGACGAGAAGCUGAGAAACUAUGAGGACCGGGAACAAGAUCUACAGCGCCAGGUAUCCCUCACAAAGAAUCAGUUGCGGGAUUUACGCGUCUCGAACGAAAGCAACCAAGCCAAAUUGUUUGACCACAGUCAAAAACAAGACCAAGAGGUUGUCGCCAAAUUAGCGGAAGCUGAUAUGAUUAUUGCUGACCUGGAACGUGCCAACACACGCAUUGUGGCGCUUGAGCAUCGCAAUGAAAUCCUGCGUGCAGAAAUCGAGACGAUGCGUGGAGGUGCCGAAAGUUCAGAACGAGUUCAGGCUCUCGAAAAGCAGAUUGCAGACCUUGAAGGUGAGACGGAAGCUCUGUCUCAUUCGUUGGAUGUGCAAAAACAGCGAACGUCCGAAACCGAGCUCGCUGGUCAGAAGAAGGCCGAGGAAUUGUCGAAGGAACUGCUGAAGAAGUCUUCUGAAACAGAGCAACUACGCACGAAGCUGAAGCAACUAAGCGACUACGACGAAAUCAAACGAGAACUCGAGAUUAUGAAGUUCGUUGAAUUUUCUGGAUUCGACGCCAAUGACGAGGAUGCCGACACCUUGAACGGCUAUGACCCUGGACUAGCCCUUCCGAGCCCAAAUCCUGAUAAGGUCAACGGGAGACAAGGGAAGUCCUUGGAGACUCUCCUUGCCACCAAGAACAAACGCCUCCAAGAUGAAUUGACGAAACUUCGUAACUUGCGUAGCGAGCUCGAAGAUCACCUGAGAAACUCGCAAGAGAAGCUCGAUACUGCCAAUGUCGAGUUGGAGAAGCAACGGGAUUUAAAUGAAAAGCUGGAAAAUGACUUGGUGCUUAUCAACAAUGAAAGCAGCAACGGGCCAACUCAAGAUACCGACGACGAUGUCCUUGCCUCCUUGGACAUUGGGAAGAACGCGGAAACACCCGUCCGUUCAACGCCAAUACCAUUCACAUCCUCUGCAGAUACAUCGAUCCUACCCAUCGUCACAAGCCAACGAGACCGUUUCAGACAACGAAACGCAGAACUAGAAGAGGAAUUAAGAAAACAAUUCCAGAUCAUUUCUGAACUACGUGGAGAAAUCAAAACCCUGCAGGCCGACAACCUCAAGCUGUAUGAAAAAGUCAGGUAUAUGCAGAGCUACCGUGAAGAUUCUGGUUCUCGUCCAGUGACACAACUGGAUCCUCUGCCACCGCCUUCUGGACGCCUCGAUGAUAUGACCAAAUAUCAGACGCGGUAUGAGGAAUCAAUAAACCCCUUCGAAGCUUUCCGAGGGAGGGAAACGACAAGAGCAUACCAGGCUCUCAACCCUGUCGAACGUGGUGUCCUCUCUCUCACCCGAUCAGUACUUGGGAACCGUCGGGCGCGGGCGUUCUUCAUUUGCUAUGCAUUAGCCCUCCAUGUUUAUGUGCUAUUCACGACUUACGAAUGCACAAAUUCUGCUGGAGCGACGCUGGAAAAGCAGCCCAAUCCCUACGGUUCAUAG
Messenger RNA from Cyclocybe aegerita, 2034 nucleotides. Lineage: Eukaryota; Fungi; Basidiomycota; Agaricomycetes; Agaricales; Hemipholiotaceae. The record is from the annotation of a GenBank genome assembly.